Messenger RNA from Penicillium malachiteum, 828 nucleotides. RefSeq names its product ankyrin repeat domain-containing protein. The transcript has 2 exons. Gene Ontology annotation, molecular function: protein binding. Lineage: Eukaryota; Fungi; Ascomycota; Eurotiomycetes; Eurotiales; Aspergillaceae. The record is from RefSeq and is a predicted model, not a curated record. The coding region runs from base 1 to 828 and encodes 275 amino acids.
AUGUCCGAUUUCGAUCUUAUUGCAUUUGAUAGCAUGACCCGGCUUCGGGCAAAUAUUUUAUCUAGCAAUAUAGAAGAAAUCAACGCCACACUCGCAGAAUUGCGAGACAAUCUCGACGACGAAACCUUUCAAGCAAAAACAGGCUCUCUUUUUCGUGAUGCGAUUGAGAAGAAUGAAUUUCAAUUAGUCGAUUGCUAUCUCCGGAACUAUGCUUCUAUCAAUUCUCAGCUUAUUGUGAAAGCUACCAGAAACACAUCAUACCAAAUUUUGGAGCUAUUUCUUAACUAUGGAUGGGACAUCAACAUGCCAAUUGACUCAUACUCUCCUCCUGCUAUAGCAUUUUCCUUCCAUGAUAGUGACUUCACACAGUGGUUUCUAGCACAUGGAGCAGAUCCUAAUCGACGAUCUCAUGAAUAUACCGACUGCACACCAUUGUCAAUCGCAUUCAAAGAGGCCGACUUUGCAAUAAUUCAGACAAUUCUCGACCAUGGUGCGUCUUUACGGCACGGCCAAAUUAUACAUUAUGCGGCAAUGCGUGAGCUGGAUGACCGAUUGGAGGUUCUUACAUAUCUUCUAGAUCGAAAGCAUGACUCAGUAAACAAUAUCAUGUAUGAAAAUUGCGGCGAUGAGUACUACUUCCAUAUGUUUAGUGGCAUUGGUACCCCACUUCACCAUGCAGCCGCAGGCGGAUUAUUAGAUUCAGUCAAGCUCUUGGUCCAGUACGGGGCGUUGCCCCGAAUGAGAGAUCCCGCAGGCCAAACUGCUGCUGAAUGGGCUAAGAUGCACGGUCGCAAGGCUAUUUUUGACUUUCUCAACCUUUAUCUAUGA